Molecule: messenger RNA, 308 nt
Organism: Paraglomus brasilianum
Lineage: Eukaryota; Fungi; Glomeromycota; Glomeromycetes; Paraglomerales; Paraglomeraceae
Source: the annotation of a GenBank genome assembly
AGAAAUUCCAUGUCGGUGCCUCUCAUUUCGAAUACCAUAAAACAUACACUAUGCUAUACGAGAAACACAUCGGAAUUACACAAAAUGAAGUCAAAAAGUUUGUACGAAAGUGCCCUACUUGUAUCCGAAACGUAUCUAUUAAAGAAAAAAACGAUAUAACACCCACCAUCGCCAGUGCUCCAUUAGAACGUCUCCAGAUGGACCUGGUCAAUCUUCUUUCUUUUGCUGAACAUAAUGAUGGUUAUAGUUACAUUCUCACAAUGACUCACGUUACGUCUGGGUUAUUCCGCUCAAAGACAAAGAAGGAA